AUGACCAACCUCCCAAAACCUCCAGACCUCCUCGAAACCAUCACCGCCGUCCUAACCUCCACCAAACCCCCACACCUCCUCCACUCCCUCAAACCCUACCUCCCCCACCUCACCGAGCCCCUCCUCCUCUCUCUCCUCCGCUCCAAAACCCUAGCCUCCCACCCCGCCACCCUCCUCAGCUUCUUCCACUGGGCCCGGGCCCACCUCCCCCUCUUCCACCAAACCCCUCGCCCCCUCCUCACCCUCCUCCCCUCUCUCUUCUCCCACAACAAAUUCUCCGACGCCAAAACCCUAUUAAUCCAAUUCAUCUCCUCCGACUCCCAAAACCGCCUCCACCGCCUCCUCCUCCGCCCCGACGACGCCGUCCCCCGCCACUCCAAGGCCCUCCUCGACACCUCCAUCGGCGCCUACGUCCACGUCGGGAAGCCCCACCUCGCCGCCCAGCUCUUCACCAAAAUGAAGAAGCUCCGGUACCGGCCCAACGUCCUCACCUGCAAUACUCUCAUCGGCGCUCUCGUGAAAUGUAACACCUCUCAUUCUGUAGCAAUGUGUGUUGAUAUUGUUAGUGAUGCGAUUCGAUUAGGGAUUAGUGUGAAUACUAGUACUUUCAAUGUUCUGAUAUAUGGUCAUUGCUUGGAGAAUAAGUAUUGUAAUGCCGUCGAUUUGCUGACUAGGAUGAGUGAUUUCGGAUGCGUAGCUGAUAUUGUGAGCUUUAAUACGGUGUUGGAUUGGUUGUGUAAGAAGGGGAGGUUGAGCGAGGCGAGGGAGUUGUUGGUGGAGAUGAAGUCGAGAGGGGUGGUGCCGAAUAGGAAUACUUAUAAUAUUCUGGUUUAUGGGUAUUGUAAGUUGGGAAUGUUGAAGGAGGCGGCGCAGGUGGUGGAGUUGAUGAGGGGGAGUCAUUUGUUGCCGGAUGUUUGGACGUGUAAUAUGUUGGUUAGUGGGUUGUGUGGAGCGGGGAGGGUUGAAGAGGCGAUGGGGGUGAGGGAUGAGAUGGAGAAGUUGAAGCUGGUGCCGGAUGUUGUCACGUAUAAUACGUUGGUUGAUGGGUGUUUUGAAAGGGGUGAUGAGUCCAAGGCGUUGGAGUUGCUUGAGGAGAUGCGUGAAAGGGGAGUGAGAGCAAAUGAAGUUACGCAUAAUAUAAUGGUGAAGUGGUGUUGUAAGGAAGGGAAGAUGGAUGAAGCGAGUGAUACGAUCAGGAAGAUGAAGGAAGAUGGCUUUGCUCCUUCUCGUGUCACUUACAAUACUCUGAUUAGUGGGUAUUGCAAAGCAGGGAAAAUGAAAGAAGCAUUUACGAUGAUGGAUGAGAUGGGUAGGGAAGGUUUGAAUAUGGACACUUAUACACUCAAUACCAUUCUUCACGCAUUUUGUAAUCAGAAGAAGCUAGACAAGGCAUUUGCAUUGUUUCGUAGUUCGGUUGAGAGGGGUUAUAUACUUGAUGAGGUGACCUAUGGAACUCUGAUUAUGGGAUGCUUUAAGAAUGAAAAUCCAGGCAAGGGUUUGGAGCUUUGGGAAGAGAUGAAGGAGAAACAGGUCCUUCCUAGCAUUGUCACUUACAAAUCUAUAAUUGGAGGGCUAUGCCAGUUUGGGAAAUCCGAACAAGCAGUUGACAAGUUGAAUGAGCUUGUAACAACAGGUCUAAUCCCUGAUGAACCUACAUACAACAUGAUAAUUCAUGGAUAUUGUCGUGAGGGUCUGGUUGAGAAAGCAUUUCAGCUUCACAACAAUAUGGUGGAGAAAUCAUUCACACCAGAUGUCUUUACAUGUAAUAUUCUUCUUUCUGGACUGUGCAAUCAGGGUAUGUUAGAAAAAGCUGUUAAGCUUUUUAAUACCUGGAUUUCUAGAGGAAAGGACGUUGAUACGGUUACAUACAACAUAUUGAUAUCUGGCCUUUGCAAAGAAAGGAGGUUUGAUGAUGUCUUUGGUCUUUUUGCCGACAUGAAAGAAAAGAAAUUAGCUACUGACCAGCAUACAUACAGAGCCAUUUUCAAUGCACUAACUGAUACUGAUAAUAUUAAGGAAGCAGAGGUUUUUAUAUCGAAAAUGGUUGAAAUGGGGAACUUACAUGAUUGGUCCUUGGAAGUGGAUAAGGGGCCAGAUGGGGUGACCUUUGAAUCUGCAGUAGAAUCUGAUCCAACCACACUAGCUUAUUCAGACCAGAUCAGUCAUUUGUGUACGCAGGGAAAAUACAAGGAUGCCAUCAACAUUUUGCGGGAGUCGAAGCAGAAAGGUAUCCUUUUAACUAAAGAUGUUUAUAUACAUGUAAUGGAAGGGUUGAUUAAAAGGCGAAGACGUACAUCAAAGGUUGUUAGGUUGUAGUGAUAACUUGGUGCUAUCUUACACAAUGUCCUUGAUAAUGAAAAUAGUAAAAAGGUGGCUGGAAUAAAGGGAAUAUAGACAUUGCCUCCUGGGUUUAAAGCAUGACUCCAGCUCCUGACUUCCAACUUCUUCCCUGGGGUAAAUGGAGAUGUGCAAUUGUUAGUGACUUAAUGAGGGGCAGGCGAUAUAUAAACUUCAGGUCAUAUACAGAUUUCAGUGGUUUUGUUGAUUCAAAUGCAUUGGUUUGCUGCUAUGCUCUGCACUGACAGCCCGAUACUGUUUGUCCGGAAUUCGUUGGUAGUCAAAUGAUUGCUGGAACAAAGAGGGCAUUGUCCUGGCCUCCUAGGGUUAAAGCUUGCGUCCAAUACUAUAGUUGAACUUUGAUCAGUGAUUCUCAACUGUCAGACACCAUUACAUCUUACUUUGGAUAAAUCAGAAAGUUAGUGACUGUCCAUACACGCGUAUCAGCAUUGAGUGCAGAUUUUGCAUGCUUCAUUGGUUCAAAUUCAUGUGUUGGUGGUCAAUUCUUUGAAAACAGCAGCAGCUCCUCAUUUACUGAGAAUCUCAGCAACGUUUUUUCUGCUGUGGUUUCGCCUUUACUGUAUAGUUGCUUGUAAAUUAUGAAGGAAAGAGUUGUAAGCAAACAGAACUGAUUGUAUGGUAUUACCAUCUCAUGGUAUUAUAAUGACAUUGUCAUCUGUCCUUUCUAGCAAGGGGAAGGCAA
This is a messenger RNA of Argentina anserina (silverweed cinquefoil), 3040 nucleotides long. RefSeq names its product pentatricopeptide repeat-containing protein At2g16880. The transcript has a single exon. The coding region runs from base 1 to 2316 and encodes 771 amino acids. Gene Ontology annotation, molecular function: protein binding. The record is from RefSeq and is a predicted model, not a curated record. NCBI's taxonomy places the organism in Eukaryota, Viridiplantae, Streptophyta, Magnoliopsida, Rosales, Rosaceae.